Molecule: messenger RNA, 2319 nt
Organism: Neofelis nebulosa (Clouded leopard)
Lineage: Eukaryota; Metazoa; Chordata; Mammalia; Carnivora; Felidae
Gene: LACTB
Product: lactamase beta
Exons: 6
Coding region: 717-2063 (448 amino acids)
Source: RefSeq, a predicted model, not a curated record
GGGACUGGAACUCACAGAAGGCGAGAUCGUGACUUGCGUCCAAGUCGGUGGCUUAACCGACUGAGCCACCGAGGCGCCCCUUUUUGUAGCAAUUUGAUGUUAGAUUUCUUAUUUCACAGUAAUCUCUGAUCAUCUACAGAUGUCAGAAAUGAUAGCUAAUUGUAAAUUAUUUCAAGUGCAAAAAAACGUUUAAAUGUUUGCAGCAAAAAGAAAAAUUGUUUUUAAUAUGGGCCUGCAUAUAACUUAACGCUUGAUGUGGUGUAACGCUGGACCUCCAAAAGUAGAUUUUAAAAAGGACUCAAGUAAAUGGAAGGAGCUGAAAUGAGGCAUAAAGAAAGGACAUGGCAAGAGAGAGAGUUGGGGGGUUGGGCGCGGUGGAAGGAGAUGCCUGCAGAGUGGCUGCUGUGUACGUGGCGCUGGUCCAAGAGCUGAAAAUCCAAAAGUAAAAGUCACAGCUCUCCAAAGAGGUCAUAGCCUGUCUGGUAAGCAAUCAGAUAAGUUCAAUGAAAGCGUUAAGUAUUAUUAAGGAGGUGUGAGCACUGGGGGGUCAAAAAGGUGUGGCGAGUACUUCCGCUGGGAUGGCAACUGGGAAGGCUUCCCUGAGGAGGUGACAGUUGAUCUGAGGAGAGGCAGAGAAGAUAAAACCGGUGCGGGGAAAGAAGAAACAUCAACAAAGAGACCAGGCAAGGAGAUAAAGGGAAAAGAGGAAAGGCUCGAUGCUAUCGGCGCUCCCGAAUCCGGCGUCGACUGCUAAGGAUGAGGUGGGCGCCCCUGGCAUAGUGGUUGGAGUCUCUGUAGAUGGAAAAGAAGUCUGGUCAGAAGGUUUAGGUUAUGCUGAUGUUGAGAACCGAGUACCCUGCAAGCCAGAGACUGUUAUGAGAAUUGCCAGUAUCAGCAAAAGCCUCACCAUGGUUGCUCUUGCCAAAUUGUGGGAAGCUGGGAAACUGGAUCUUGAUAUUCCAGUACAACAUUAUGUUCCUGAAUUCCCAGAAAAAGAAUACGAAGGUGAAAAGGUUUCUGUCACAACAAGAUUGUUGAUCUCCCAUUUAAGUGGAAUUCGUCAUUAUGAAAAGGACAUGAAAAAGGUGAAAGAAGAGAAAGCUUACAAAGCCUCGAAGAUGAUGAAAGGGACAGUGGAAUCUGACCAAGAAAAAGAGUUCAAAGAAAAAGGAGGCAAAAGUAAUGAAAAGAGUGACUUUGCUAAAGCUAAGAUAGAGCAAGAUAAUGAUGCCAAAGGCCGGAAUUUAAAACCUGGCAAGAAAAAGAAUGAUUUUGAACAAGGCGAAUUAUAUUUGAAAGAAAAGUUUGAAAAUUCAAUUGAAUCACUAAGAUUAUUUAAAAAUGACCCUUUGUUCUUUAAACCUGGUAGUCAGUUUUUGUAUUCAACUUUUGGCUAUACCCUACUGGCAGCCAUAGUAGAAAGAGCUUCAGGAUAUAAAUAUUUGGACUAUAUGCAGAAAAUAUUCCAUGACUUGGAUAUGCUGACAACUGUGCAGGAAGAAAAUGAGCCAGUGAUUUACAAUAGAGCAAGAUUUUACGUUUACAAUAAAAAGAGACGUCUUGUCAACACACCUUACGUGGAUAACUCCUAUAAAUGGGCUGGUGGUGGAUUUCUGUCUACAGUGGGUGACCUUCUGAAAUUUGGGAAUGCAAUGCUGUAUGGUUACCAAGUUGGGCUGUUUAAGAACUCACAUGAAAAUCUUUUACCUGGAUAUCUCAAACCAGAAACGAUGGUUAUGAUUUGGACACCAGUCCCUAACACAGAGAUGUCUUGGGAUAAAGAGGGUAAAUAUGCGAUGGCAUGGGGUGUCGUGGAAAAGAAGCAAACAUAUGGUUCUUGUAGGAAGCAACGGCAUUAUGCCUCACAUACUGGAGGUGCGGUGGGUGCCAGCAGUGUCCUGCUGGUCCUUCCUGAAGAACUGGAUGCGGAAGCUAUAAAUAACAAGGUUCCCCCAAGAGGAAUAGUUGUUUCUAUCAUAUGUAACAUGCAAUCGGUUGGCCUCAACAGCACUGCUUUAAAGAUUGCUCUGGAAUUUGAUAAGGACAGAUCUGACAUAUCUUAACAUCACAGGUACAAAAUGAGCUGUUUUAUUCUUGUUGUUGUCUUUGGAAACAUGAAUCCCAAAAUACAUGAGGUUUUUUAAAAAUAGAUUUGUAAUAGAGUAUAAUUGAAUGCAGAGAAUUAUGUACCUCUAAUUGCUUACUUUUGUAAUUGUCUUUUAUUGUAGGAUUAGUUCUUUAUACUCAGGGAAGUAACUAUUAUUUUUACUUUUUGAAAAAACGUGUUAAUUCUUGAAUAAAAUAUUCUGAUAAAAAAUA